This is a messenger RNA of Arachis stenosperma, 423 nucleotides long. RefSeq names its product zinc finger protein BALDIBIS-like. The transcript has a single exon. Gene Ontology annotation, cellular component: nucleus. Bases 1 to 423 code for a protein of 140 amino acids. NCBI's taxonomy places the organism in Eukaryota, Viridiplantae, Streptophyta, Magnoliopsida, Fabales, Fabaceae. The record is from RefSeq and is a predicted model, not a curated record. Gene Ontology annotation, molecular function: DNA-binding transcription factor activity.
AUGGUAUAUUAUGUUAUGUAUAUGGACCUUGAUGCUGAAGUAAUAACAUUGUCACCAAAGAAUCUGAUGAUGACGAACAGAUUUUUAUGUGAGAUCUGUGGGAAAGGAUUUCAGAGGAACCAUAAUCUGCAGCUGCACAAAAGAGGCCACAUCUUGUCGUGGAAGCUGAAGCAGAGAACCAAGAUGGAGGUGGUGAGGAAGAAGGUAUACGUGUGCUCGGAGCCAACUUGCGUGCACCACGAUCCUGCCAGAGCACUAGGAGACCUCACCAAAAUCAAGAAGCACUUCAGCCAGAAUCACGGCGAGAAGAAAUGGAAAUGCGACAAGUUCUCUAAGAAGUACGCAGUUCAAUCCGACUGGAAAGCUCACUCCAAAAACUGCGGCACCCUCUUCGCGGAUCUACUGGCGUCGACGUCGAGCUAG